This is a messenger RNA of Vigna umbellata (rice bean), 615 nucleotides long. Lineage: Eukaryota; Viridiplantae; Streptophyta; Magnoliopsida; Fabales; Fabaceae. The record is from RefSeq and is a predicted model, not a curated record.
AUGGCUCUCUAUGGGAAGAAGUGCCGAACGCCACUAUGCUGGUUCCAGGAAGGAGAGAAGGUGUUGACUGAACCUGAGUUUAUUCAACAGACGACCGAGAAGGUGAAGUUAAUCCAAGAGAGGUUGAAAGCGUCUCGGAGUCGACAGAAGUCGUAUGCAGACAAGAGAAGAAGGCCUUUGGAGUUCAUUGCAGGAGAACAUGUCUUUCUUAGACUGAAUCCAAUCACUGGAGUAGGUAGAGCCGUUCGACCCAAGAAGCUAUCUCCCAAGUUCAUUGGGCCUUAUCAAAUCAUAAGGAAGAUUGGACCAGUGGCGUACGAGUUAUCCUUGCCUCCUCAACUAUCCAACCUUCAUCCAGUCUUCCACGUUUCUCAACUUCGGAAGUAUAUAGUCGACCCUUGUCAUGUGCUCGAGUUAGAGGACGUUCGUCUUCGUCAAGACCGAACGCUGGAAAUGCAACCAGUUCGUGUUGAAGACAGUCGCACAAAGUACUACAAGAGGAAAGCCAUCCGAUUGGUGAAAGUGGUCUGGGACGAGAAGACUGGCGACGCUACAUGGGAAGUGGAGGAUGCCAUGAGGGACUUGUAUCCCCAUCUGUUUGAGGAUAAGUUUUAA